Molecule: messenger RNA, 3817 nt
Organism: Anolis sagrei ordinatus
Lineage: Eukaryota; Metazoa; Chordata; Lepidosauria; Squamata; Anolidae
Gene: IP6K1
Product: inositol hexakisphosphate kinase 1
Biological process (GO): inositol phosphate biosynthetic process; phosphatidylinositol phosphate biosynthetic process
Cellular component (GO): cytoplasm; nucleus
Molecular function (GO): inositol hexakisphosphate kinase activity
Source: RefSeq, a predicted model, not a curated record
GCCGCCAUCUUGUUGUUGAUUCGAACCGUCGGGAGCGGGCGAGGGAAGUGCAGGAGCCGGCCUGGGGGGACCCAGCAGCAGCGCCCCCCGGCCGGGCAGGGCAGGUUUGCGAAUAAGAAAAUAUCUCAAAAUCUACUUCUUCAUUGACCUCCUGCAAGCAUUUCAGAUUUGGUAGCUUUUCUAACUGACUUCAGACGCAUGUUUACUUUCUGGGCUCUCUGAGUGGUGGUGAGUUUACUCCUUGAGAAACCACUCCUUCCACCCCAUGCAGCUCUCCCCAUGCCUCCAGUGUGUGACAGGCGUCCUACGCAAUGUGUGUUUGUCAAACCAUGGAGGUGGGGAAGCACGGCAAGAACGCAACCCACACAGGGGGCCGAGGGGUCCUGCUGGAGCCUUUUAUCCAUCAAGUGGGCGGCCACAGCAGCAUGAUGCGCUACGAUGAUCACACGGUGUGCAAGCCUCUCAUCACCAGAGAACAACGCUUCUAUGAAUCCCUGCCUCCAGAAAUGAAAGAAUUCACACCCGAGUACAAAGGUGUGGUGUCUGUCUGUUUUGAGGGAGACAGCGAUGGCUACAUUAACCUGGUAGCAUAUCCCUUUGUGGAGAGUGAAGCCUUGGAACACGAGGAUACGCCAGAGAGGGACCAGCCUCGUCGUAAGCACUCUCGCAGGAGCCUCAACCGGUCAGGCAGUGGCAGCGAUCACAAAGAGGAGAAAGCAGGAUUGCCUGCUGAUUGCAUGGAAAGCAACCAGGACACAAAGAGUAUGAAGAGUUUCCAUUCAGAUGUUCCAUUUCAGAUGCUAGAUGGAAACAGCAGUGUGGGUUCUGAAAAGAUCACCUUUAAUCCAUGGAGCCUGCGUUGCCACAAACAACAGUUGAGCCGCAUGCGUUCAGAGUCCAAGGAACGAAAGCUCUACAAAUUCCUUUUGCUGGAGAAUGUGGUACAUCACUUUAAACUUCCCUGCGUGCUUGACCUGAAAAUGGGGACCAGACAGCAUGGCGAUGAUGCGUCGGAAGAGAAGGCUGCUCGACAGAUGAAGAAGUGUGCACAGAGCACCUCGGCCACGCUAGGAGUACGAGUUUGUGGAAUGCAGGUAUAUCAGUUGGACACAGGGCAUUAUUUGUGCAGGAAUAAAUACUAUGGCAGAGGGCUUUCCAUUGAGGGCUUUCGCAGUGCACUCUACCAGUACCUGCACAAUGGCGUUGAGCUACGAAAGGACCUUUUUGAGCCCAUCCUUAGCAAACUGCGAAGUCUGAAAGCUGUAUUAGAGAGGCAGGCCUCUUACCGGUUCUACUCCAGCUCCUUGCUCAUCAUUUAUGAUGGAAAGGUUGCCCGGUCUGAGGCAAACAUGGAGUGCAGACCAGAGGCGCGCCUGAAGCAAGUGGACCUCUCUCACCCUGAGAGCCUACAAGAUGCCAGCAGCACAGAGUCCUCCACCACCAAGCCUAAGGUGGAUGUACGUAUGAUUGACUUUGCACACAGCACAUUCAAAGGCUUUCGCGAUGACCCUACUGUACAUGAUGGCCCCGAUAUGGGCUAUGUGUUUGGACUAGAGAGCCUUACCAACAUAAUAGGACAGAUGCUGGAUGAGAACCAAUAGCUGUGCACUGGACUCUUUAAUCUUCUCCCCCAAUGAUAGGAACAGAACGGACUACCACCCUUACAGAGAAAGCAGACCCUGCUGCUUUGAAAAUAUUCUGUUGCUCCAGUGCAUUUAACCUCAUCAAAGGACAUAUCCUGGAUAAUCCCGGCAAAAAGGCUUUCACCAUCCUGGCCUGGACGAUUUGUGGGUGGGGGGGGGGGAAGUCCACGGACUCCAGUGUUGGGCAUAUUGUACCUGAGGGUUGGCAUUCAUUGUGCACAGCACCUUGAUUGCAUUUGCUAGGCAUGUGGAGACUGACUCCACAGGAAAACACCGAUGUGGCGUUUCAGGGGUGUAGAUUUUGGGGAUUCCGGUGUCUCUCUUCCUUAUCAACUUUCCACUGAGGCACUAUGGUUUGAACUUCUUUCAUUUGAAAAAGGCAUUCAGAUCCAAGGAAACAUUAGUUAUGGGGCUGACUGAGGCACAUGAUUUGCACACACUCCACUCUGCUAUUGCUGCCCCUGAGCAGAUGUGUGAGAAUCUUCUAAAGGUUACAGAUGAAUACUUCAUUUAUCUUCUCCGAUCUGGGAGUUAUCGGAUCAUCCUACCUGGGGAAAUAAAUGACCAAAGGAAAAUCAGUGCAGUGCUUUAAUGGUUUUGCUUUGCAUCCUGUUGAUGAAGUGUGCCAACCUCCUCAUUGUUUCCUGAAAUCGAUAGAAAUUCCAGAAAGACCUGGUUAGGUGUCAGCCACACUGUCCCACCUCUUAAUUCCUGUAAGUUUCUGGCUAGCUAUAUAUUGUUUGAUAGCACAAUCAGACACGGUAGUCAUGUGUUUAUUAGGUACCAACCCUGCAUGUCAUUUUGGGACGUGUAGGUACAAUAGUAUCUCUCCAGCCUUACUCAGAUCCAAGCACUAUGGUGCUGGAUGGCAGUAUUCCUUCCCCAUCUCCUAAUUUCCUAACAGAAUGAUACACUUCCAUCCACAUUAACAAAUUUUUGAUGAGGGAGUUGAUGAGAAACUGAGGGCACAUUCAUUUUCAGAGCAUGUUCCUUCUGUAGAGGGGAGCAUCUGCCUGGCUUUGGUGGCCUUCUAAUGGAAUGAGCUGCCACCUGUGCUUGUUUUCACCUCAGGGAGUUGGUGUUUGCUGGCCUUGUUCCCAUGAUUAGUGACGUCUUGAAUGCAAUUGGGCCAUAUUCUGGCCCUGCAUACAUGGAUGGGCUUCUGUGUAUGGGGUAAGACAAGGCAUUAGUGAUUUUUAAUAUUAACCUUGACAGCAUUAGUUCAUUUUGUGAAUGAUCAGUUAAUUCAUAGCUCUUGGAAGUGACAACCUUAAGAGCUGUUCCACAGACUUUGGACAAUAGUUGCUCUAGUUAGAGCUUGGCCUAAUAUAGAUGGAUGCACUAGACCUCUUGGAAUGCACUUUUUGGGGAAGGGAACAGUUCUAUGGAGAACUGAUAUUGAGGCAUUAGGGUUGAGGACAGCAGUUGUUUUAAAUGUCCACAGUUGUAUACUUACAGAAAGGGUUAGUUUUUGUCCUGAAACCCCUGCUUGUUGGAGGCAUGUGGGCCUCCCUUAGGGUAGAUGUGGCCUUCGCAGGUCUGUCCUGAAAGUGUUCUUGGAUCUUUUUCAAGGAGCAGCUGGCGGAAACCUAUUUCUCUCUCUUGCCAAUUUGUAGUCUGCAGAAGCAAAGCUUCCUGACUCAGUUCUGCAAGAAGAGCAAAUGAGAGAACCACUUUGUGCAUUGACCAAUCUAGCAUUAAAAUCGGAUCUCACUUUUUUUCCAGUGGGAGCCUCUGUAGUGAGACAUUUUACACUUUGAAGAAAGUAAUGCAAUUUUUCCAACAUUACUUUUGAUUCCCAAAUCUUAAGGAAAAGCUUUGCUUUCUGCCAGCCACUGCUUGGAAGUCUCCAUAUUGAGUUUGAGGUAUCACAAUAAUUUCUGUACUUUUCAUGUUUUGGUUAAACAAAGACCUGAAACAUAUGAGAACAUUUUUUACUUCUUCCAACAUGUACUUCAGUAACAUAGGGAAGACUAUGGAGAACAACUCUGUUUUAAAGUCUAAAUUUUAUCUCCUGUUGUGGUGACCACCUCAUUUUAAAAUCCUUUUACAAAACAAACAACAAACAUAUACCCACAGCUCUCUGGACUGUUCUGAGCUUCACUCUGCGAAUUCCAGAGCAUGUAUAUAGCAUUAUCCCUUUCCUGUUGCUAGUUUUUUUCCUCUUUUUUUUU